UCCUGGCCAACCGGGACUAUGUUUCCCUUCAAGGUGAGAAAGUGGAUGGGGCUUGCCUGCUUCCGCUCGCUGGUGGUCUCCUCCUCCAGCAUUCGCCAAAAGAAAUUAAUCCACAAGCUCCGGGAAGAAAAGGCCUUCCGCGAGGAGAUGAGACACUUCCGGGAGAAGAUCGAAGACUUCCGGGAAGAGAUGUGGGAUUUCCGGAGCAAGAUGCGUGCCUUCCGUGGUGAGAUCUUGGGCUUUUGGGAAGAGGAGAGGCUUUUCUGGGAAGAGGAGAAAACCUUCUGGAAAGAGGAAAAAGCCUUCUGGGAAAUGGAAAAAUCUUUUCGGGAAGAAGAAAAAGUCUUUUGGAAAAAGUACCGAAUCUUCUGGAAGAAAGACAGGGCCUUCUGGAAGGAGGACAACGCCUUGUGGGAAAGAGACCGGAACGUCCUUCAGGAGGACAAGGUCCUAUGGGAGGAAGAAAAGGCCCUGUGGGUGGAGGAGAGAGCCCUCCUGGAGGAGGAGAAGGUCCUCUGGGAGGAUAAGAAGUCCCUUUGGGAGGAGGAGAAUGCCCUCUGGGAGGAGGAGAAGGCCGCCUGGGUGGAAGGGGUUGUUCCGAUUGUGGAGCAGCUGGUGCUGGAAGGUGGGCACCGCCAAGUCAGCGGCAGGCCAAGGUCGCCAGCCUCCUCCCGGGGCAGGGCGUGAGCACA
Molecule: messenger RNA, 692 nt
Organism: Dama dama (fallow deer)
Lineage: Eukaryota; Metazoa; Chordata; Mammalia; Artiodactyla; Cervidae
Gene: CCDC70
Product: coiled-coil domain containing 70
Exons: 1
Coding region: 19-687 (222 amino acids)
Source: RefSeq, a predicted model, not a curated record